Molecule: messenger RNA, 741 nt
Organism: Seminavis robusta
Lineage: Eukaryota; Bacillariophyta; Bacillariophyceae; Naviculales; Naviculaceae
Source: the annotation of a GenBank genome assembly
AUGUCUAAACCAAUGUCACAACAACAACUCGUCAGGUUCCAGGCAGCCUAUCCCUUCCGUGGGGACGCCAGUACCUCCCAGCUGAGCUUCGACGCAGGCGACAUCAUCUGCGUCGACACCGCCAAGCAAUCGGACGGCUGGGUUUGGGGCGCCCACACCGUAGGCAAGAGGAGGGGGUGGUGCCCUCAAUCCUAUCUGGUUUUGCACCAACAACCAGAACCUCCCGUAGCUUAUGCAUUCCCUGUUGCCGACGACCCUGCCGUCUCGGCGUACAAGUGGGACUACAACGCAGAUGACAACAUCAAUGACGGGUUUUCGGGCCCAAUGAUGGGUGGAUCGGCCGGAGAUUCUUGGGCAUCGCAAGAUUCGCCCCCAGAACAGACCAAGCCAGUUUCGAGUGGCUUAUCCGCCUUUGGUUCGGGCAUUCGAAAUGCGGGUAGAAGUGCUGUCCAUGGCGUCGCCGCAGGAACGAAAAAGGCAGGAGAAUUCGCCAAGAGUUCUGCCCAGGAAACCAAAUAUCGGGUGCAGGAGAUGAGGCAACAACAACGCGCUUCUCACCAAAAUCAUCAGCAACCCACAAAAGGCCAGGACAUUGGAAAUCAUGCUGCUCGUGGCGCCGUGGUGCACGGUGCCGCUGGGAUGGUAUUUGGCGGAGUCAAUGGCAUGAAGAGAGGCAUCGCGCGAGGAGGAGUCCUCGGCGGCGCUCAUGGUGCGGUCAAAGGUUGGAGGCCUUUUGGAUAA